UGUGAAACAGAUCUGGAGGAUCCAGCAGAUGUCGACCUAACGUCUGAGCGAGUAUCAGAAACAACAGCAGCUUUUUACGGAGAUAAAAGGACUUCUUGGGUCGAAAAAUGAGGAUAUUGUGAUUUUUCCGACUAAAAAACUAAUCAGCUCUCCAUCUCCAGACACAGGCAGACUUGGGUGUAGGGAGACAUGGGAAGCUUUAAAGGCCACGCUCUUCCUGGGAGCUUCUUCCUGGUGGCGGGGAUCUGGUGGACGGGGAAACACUGUCUGUGGUACACCACCCGCAGGAACAAGAACAUGGGCUCCACCCGGCUGUCCAGCAGAGCGUCACAGCGCCGCCUGGAGGUCAUUGAGAGCUCGGUCAUACUCUUCUUCUCUGUCGUUGGGAUGCUGCUGGAGCAGUUUGCGGCUGACGGGCCGAGGCUGCAGCUGUACGACUUUGCAGAGAAACACUGGGAGGAUCUGAUGAACUGGCAGCACGCCACCAUGUAUCUGUUCUUUGGACUGGCAGCAAUGGUGUCGCUGAUCAUCCACAGCACGGACGCCGCUCCCCUGGCACUUGACAGGUUAAUGCUGGCUGUGGCUUUCUUUAACGAAGGAUUUCUUUUCCUCUACCACCUCCACGGCAGGAGCAUGCUGGACGUCCACGUUCAUCAGCUGCUUCUUUAUGCCAUCUUUGGUGACGCUCUCGUUUCCUUCCUGGAGGUUUUCCAUCGAGGGAACAUCAUCCUGGAGCUGCUGCGCUGCACCCUCACUCUGCUGCAGGGCAGCUGGUUCUGGCAGAUUGGUUUUGUGCUGUAUCCUCCUCGGGGUCCUGAGUGGGAUUUAAAGGAUCACAACAACAUGAUGUUUGUCACCAUGUGUUACUCCUGGCACCUCGCCUUCGCCAUGCUCCUCGUCAGCGUUCUCUACUGCACUGUCAGCUGUGUGGUCCGUUCCAGAUUGAAGAGGACCCCUCCGAUGGAAAUGGGACUCCUGAAGCCCAGAGAUAGAGAGCCAGAAUCAGAGGACGAGAUUCUAUGAAGAGAACUUUGACCAAACACAGGAAAUCAGGGAUAUGAUGUUUGCACCAACGGUGUGACUGAAAGCCAGGCAGAAAGGACUGUUUCUGGAUGCCUCAGAAACAUAUCUCUAUCUCUGCCUGACUUUAUCAGCUUUAUUCUGGCUGUUGUUUUUCAGUGCUAUUUAUUUUACUGUGGCCUAAUCCUUUCCUUUGACUCUGCCUUAUCACUCUUUCAUUUUUAAGCUGCUCCAGGGUGCACUGCAUGCUUUCACUUGGCUCUCUGACCUUGUCCAGACAUUUUUGGGUUCAGCGGUACCAUCUUGUGGUGCAGACAACCACCAUUAUCAGUGGAGCAUGUGCAGGUUUCAUGGAAGCAUGCAUAAAUAUAAUCCAUCAGCUUUGUUUGUUUUGUAAUGUUCAGAUUUUGUUUCACACUUUGUUUCACUCAAAUUGCCCAAAUGUCAAAAAUACAAGUGCAUUAAAAUUAUUUAAAAGAUUUGGACUUUGUUCCUUAUAGUGCCUUAAAUAGGAUGAUGUACAGCGUGUAUAGUGGCUAAUGCAUGUCUACUUUAUUGCAGAAUUAAGUUACUGUAUAAUACUAAAAUAUAGUCCAUUCAGAAAGUUUUCAGACCCUCUUCUCUUUUCUCAGAUCUCUGUUGCAUCCUGAUGCUACAGCUGAUUACAAUCAUUUUUAUUCUAAUUAAUCUAAACUCAGUGUCCCAUUCAGUUUUCAGACCCUUUGUAAAACACAUGAAAUUUCACCCGGGUUCCUGACAUUAGCCCCAGUCUUUGCUGAGCUGUUUCUGCACCAUGAUUGGAGCGUUCACAUGGAGAUUUUUGGAAUGAUUUGGAAAGGGACACGCCUCUCUAUAGAAGUCUGGACGGAAGGCUUUCCUGUAGUGUGUUUGGCUUACAUGUAGAGUUUUUUUUUUAAAAACUCCAAGUGGACCGUUGUGUGUUUUACGCUGAGGAGAUUCUUCCAUCUUUCGUCUCUGCAGAUCGAUGGAGGGCUGCAGCGAUGGUUGUCCUUCUGUAACUUUGUCCCGUCUCCACACAGGAUCUCUGGAGCUCAGUCAGAGCGACCAUCGGGUUCAUGGUCACCUCUCCUACCAAGGCCCCUCCCUUUAAAAAUGUCUAAAUUCGGUUUUCGCUGUGUUAUGAUGAGGCACUUAGUGUAGAUUAAUGAGAAUAAGAUGGUUUUAUUAAUCACCAGGCAGCAACAUGACAAAAUAAUGAAAAGUAAAGAGUGUCUGAAACUUUCUGAAUGCUCUGUGUGUUUGUGUAUUUAUUUGAUUUCAUAUUUCUUCCAUAUGUAAGAAUUUAAAACAUUAAAUAACAUCAUAAAUAAUAGAGUCAUCCAAGGGGAAAUAUAAAAGAUUUACAUGGUAAAUGGACUGCCACUGUAGACUGGUAGGAAGGUACACCUUUAUUUAAAGCAGAAGAUGAUUUUCAAACAAAAAUACCCAGAACUUCAAGGACCUAAAUGUCCUCUCCUGCAUUUUCACAGGGGUCUUAAGUCCUGAGAAAAUAAUCUAAAAAAGGAAUCCUGACACAGCCAGGGUUCAGAAGUAAAUCAGUGUAAUUCUCUGAUAUUUGAUCUUUUACUAAUAAAGAUUUAGACAACAGUGACAGAAUGUUUAACAAACCAAAUUUAAUAUUUCAUCUCUCCUCUGAAAGGUUUCGACUCUAAAACUGACCAGAGAGAAGUGAGCCCUGUGUUAAUAAUCUUGGCGAUCAGUCUUUGGCAGUUGUUGAACCUUUUGAAUUUAUUUAUUUAUUUAUUUGAUAUGGGACGAUGCAGUUUAACAUAGUUUCAUAAGAGAGCACAAACUCAAGGGCUGAACAGUUAAAUCUCAUAUUUCUGUUCUA
Cheilinus undulatus (humphead wrasse) is the source of this 2872-nucleotide messenger RNA. RefSeq names its product transmembrane protein 45a (gene tmem45a). The transcript is spliced from 6 exons. Lineage: Eukaryota; Metazoa; Chordata; Actinopteri; Labriformes; Labridae. The coding region runs from base 190 to 1023 and encodes 277 amino acids. The record is from RefSeq and is a predicted model, not a curated record.